Rhinichthys klamathensis goyatoka is the source of this 1833-nucleotide messenger RNA. RefSeq names its product syntaxin 1B (gene stx1b). Gene Ontology annotation, molecular function: SNARE binding; SNAP receptor activity. Gene Ontology annotation, biological process: vesicle fusion; exocytic insertion of neurotransmitter receptor to postsynaptic membrane; intracellular protein transport. Bases 278 to 1144 code for a protein of 288 amino acids. The record is from RefSeq and is a predicted model, not a curated record. The transcript is spliced from 10 exons. Gene Ontology annotation, cellular component: plasma membrane; SNARE complex; endomembrane system. NCBI's taxonomy places the organism in Eukaryota, Metazoa, Chordata, Actinopteri, Cypriniformes, Leuciscidae.
GCAUCAGUACCGCGUUCGGAAUCGCAUUCGUGUGCUGGAGUCAGAGCGCGCUGCGGGGCAUCACUGCACCGCCACGGAGGACACACCAUCACAGAACCGGGAACAGGGAAAAGGAAAAAAGGCGUGAAAUAGUGCAGAGGGGAAGAACAGGGCGCUCUUUUUUUGAAAUCACCGAAAUCUGUGGGAAAUUAAACAGGAGCCAGACAUUCACUAAUAAUAAAUACACGAACGCAGCGGACAUCUCAAGCGAUAUUUUUGGCCAGCACGGCGGGGAAAAAUGAAGGAUCGCACGCAGGAACUACGAAGUGCUAAGGACAGUGACGAUGACGAGGAAGUCGUCCAUGUCGACCGAGACCACUUUAUGGAUGAAUUUUUUGAACAGGUUGAGGAGAUCCGUGGCUGUAUUGAAAAGCUGUCAGAGGAUGUAGAACAGGUCAAGAAGCAGCACAGUGCCAUCCUAGCAGCACCCAACCCUGAUGAAAAGACCAAGCAGGAGUUGGAGGACCUCACAGCUGACAUUAAGAAGACAGCCAAUAAAGUGCGCUCUAAAUUAAAAGCAAUCGAACAAAGUAUCGAGCAAGAGGAGGGGUUGAACAGAUCAUCUGCAGAUUUGCGGAUCCGCAAGACACAGCAUUCCACGCUGUCACGCAAGUUUGUGGAGGUGAUGACGGAGUACAACACCACGCAGUCCAAAUACAGGGACCGCUGCAAGGACCGCAUUCAGAGACAACUGGAAAUUACUGGCAGAACAACUACCAAUGAGGAGCUGGAAGACAUGUUGGAGAGCGGGAAACUUGCUAUCUUCACUGAUGAUAUCAAAAUGGACUCCCAGAUGACCAAGCAGGCACUAAAUGAGAUUGAGACCCGACACACUGAGAUCAUUAAGUUGGAGAACAGCAUCCGUGAGCUGCACGACAUGUUUGUGGACAUGGCCAUGCUGGUGGAGAGUCAGGGAGAGAUGAUUGACAGAAUUGAGUAUAACGUGGAACACUCAGUGGACUAUGUAGAGAGAGCAGUUUCUGACACCAAGAAGGCUGUCAAAUACCAGAGUCAGGCACGCAAGAAGAAGAUCAUGAUCAUCAUCUGCUGUGUAAUUUUGGGAGUGGUUUUAGCGUCCACUAUCGGAGGAACCCUGGGCUUCUAAACGACAUGAAGAAAGACAAACACUUGGAAAGCUGAGUGUUUUAUCCACUUAAACACGAGAUAAGGAAACUGUCAUAAAACGGGGGUUGGGUAGGGUUAAAAAUCGAAUAUUCAAAAAUCAACCAAUCAAAAAAUAAAUAAAUAAAAGGAGAUGUUACGUACUAGCUGAUUUAAAAUAUAUAAAAGUGGGUUCAAAUACACAUAAUAUUUACAAACUGUACAUGUAAAUGUAUUGAACAUAAAAGCAGCACAUGGGUUACUACCUGUAAAGGAAUAAAACUCAACUUUUGUUUUGUUUUUUUGUUUUUUUCAGUGUUGCUUUCAUUUUUGGGGGGGCCUCCAGGACAGUGCCAGCAACUGCUAAAUUGUUUUACGUUCCGGCAGAACACGGUGUUUGGCAAACCAUACUAGCAUUACGAAUACUAACCAACUGACUGCAUAGAUGUUAUAGACAGUAGUACUAGUCCGAUUUCAAUGGCCUAACGUUCCGAGUGGUUGCUUGCAUUCAGAUGAAAUCUCGUUUUUUACCAUAUUAGCUCAUUACCGAUGGAGUGCUAUAGAUUAAAAGCACCGUCAACCUCAUAGCUGAGUUUCAGUCUUAAUAGUUUUACUGUGGGCAACUGUAAACAAACAAAGAAAAAAAAGAACUAAGAAGCACACAUCAUUGUGAAUUGUGAGAGGAAGUGAUAU